CUGAGCCCAUCUGUACCUCUCUCCUGCUGCUCCCUCUCAUAGUGCAGAGCUGCCCAAUCACCCCCAGCUCUACAAUGAAGAGAGGGGAAGUCCUGGCUGUGUGUCUGCUCUGCUGGAGCUGCAGUGUGCGUGUGGUUGCAGCCAUCCAGAGGCUUGAUAUGUUUCCUUAUGGCACAUUGAGUGGAGAUCACAUAUUGGCAGAGGGCGACGAUGAAACUUCCAGAGUGCUGUCCCUGCCCAAACCCUUAUACUUCUACGGCUCCCACUUCUCGCAGCUAUAUGUGGCUACCAAUGGUAUCAUAUCAGCCCAGGACCUGCCGAUGGAAAAGCAAUACGUUGACGACGGCUUCCCCACAGAUUUCCCUGUGGUGGCGCCAUUUCUGGCUGACAUUGACACCAGCGGAGGGCGAGGACAGAUUUACUACCGGGUGACCGAAACGCCCAGUGUACUCAACAGAGUGGCCCAGGAAGUAAAUCGAGGGUUCCCAGAUGCAAAGUUCACUCCCACACACGCUGUGGUUGCAACGUGGGAGAACGUCGCCGCAUAUGAAGAGCAAACUCGAACCAAUGGACCUUCAAACAAGGUCAAUACCUUCCAGGCAGUAAUUGGUUAUGAUGAAACCGACUCAUACGUUCUCUUCCUUUACCCUGAAGGUGGCCUGAACUUCUAUGGGACACGACCCAAAGAGUCUUACAAUGUUGAGAUAGAGCUUCCUGCAAGAGUUGGCUUCAGCAGAGGAGAAGUCACAUAUCUGAUCUUCUCUCGAACUGAGGGACCUCACUACAGCGUCACCAGUGAUGAGCAGAGUGUUAAAAACCUGUACCAGGUUGGCAAUACAGGAAUUCCAGGUGUUUGGCUUUUCCACACUGGGAAUCGUUAUUCUUUUGACAACAUUGUUCCUGCGUCCAUUGGUGGCCUGCUUUCUACUCUACCAUCUCAAGGACAUGGCUUCUCCCUGGACACCACCACUCCUGAGUACUCUGAGUUUGAUGACUACCCAGACAACACUUUUGGAACUGAUAACCAGGACGAAGAAGAUGAUUACCCUCUGACAGGUGGGGACCCUGAAUUCCAGCCAGCCCCUGGUGACCACUCAGUGUCCCUUCAACCAGCAAUUCCUGCUGCUCCCUCCUCCCCUGCAGAGGAUUCUGGCCGUCAGGUGUCCCACAGCAGCGAAGAUGUACCCUUGAUUUCUGAACCCAGGUACAGUUCAGAACCAGCACAGAGGCAGUAUGCUCCCCCUAAUCCUCCCAAAGGAGUACCAGAGGGAGGUGCUCCGCAGACUCAGGAACAGCAACCACAGGGUCCUCUGGAGGUGGUGGAUGUUUACCCCCCUCACAGAAAUGAACCACCUCUUUCCCGUGGAGGUCACGUCGUCAGCGUGGAAGAAGAAGAGAAUUUUGACACGGGAGUGAUUCAGUACACUACAGAAAAUAAGGAAACAUGUGCCAGAUUCCAACAGCAGUGUUCCCAGAAUGCAUUUUGCUCUGACUACGCCACAGGCUUCUGCUGUCACUGCCGGCCUGGCUUCUAUGGAAAUGGACGCCAGUGUUUACCAGACGGUGCUCCACAGCGUGUUAGUGGUAAGAUGAGCGGAACAGUGACCGUGGGUUCGACUCCAGUGAAGCUGAACAACAUUGAUCUUCACGCCUACAUCGUGGUGGGAGAUGGGAGAGCGUACACUGCCAUCAGCGAGGUUCCUGAGCCAUUAGGCUGGGCUUUGAUGCCACUGGCACCAAUAGGAGAGCUGUUUGGAUGGCUAUUUGCUCUGGAGCUUCCCAAUAGCCAAGCAGGAUUCAAAAACACAGGUGCCGAGUUCACUCGUCAUGCAGAAGUGAUCUUCUACCCUGGCAACCAGCGCCUGUCAAUCAUCCAGACGGGCCGGGGCCUCGAUGACCACAACCACCUCACUGUUGAUACUGUAGUCAACGGCAAUGUGCCCUUCAUGCCCCCCGGUGCUGAAGUAACCAUUGAUCCCUUCAAGGAGAUCUACCAGUACUACCCAUCUGUUGCCACCUCCACCUCUGUGAGGGAGUUUUCAGUUGUUUCGGCAGAGCGAGGCUCCGAGUCCUUCUCCUUCCAGUUGAAGCAGAACAUCACUUACCGCAACUGUCGACAUGAUAACCGUGCCGCUGCCCCGGAGACGUUGCAGAUCACAAUGGAGAGGGUGUUUGUGAUGUACGUCAAGGAGGAGCGGAUCCUGAGAUACGCCAUCACCAACAAGAUCAGCCCAGCCGGAGUUGAGCCAACAGAGCAGGAGCUGGUCAACCCCUGCUAUGCUGGGAACCACGACUGUGACACCACGGCCCAGUGCAUCCCGCUGGAGGGCCAGGCCUUCCAGUGCCAGUGUGCUACUGGUUACAGAGGGGAUGGACGCAACUGUUACGACGUAGAUGAGUGUGCUGAGGGCUUGAGUUCAUGUGGUGCUCAUGCUUAUUGCAUUAACCUGCCUGGAAGCCAUCGCUGCCAAUGUCAGAGUGGCUUUGAGUUUGGCUACGACGGGCGUACCUGUGUUGAUAUAGAUGAAUGUAGCUCCUCUCCAUGCCACAUCCAUGGCAGAUGUAUCAAUGCACUGGGUUCCUUCCAGUGUCAGUGCCAGUCAGGGUUUUAUGGGGAUGGUUUCUACUGUUCCCAGCAGGAAGGACAGACAGAUCGCCCAAAAAGCCAGUGUGAGCAGCACAGAGACAGCCUGCAGAGUGGAGUGGAAAAUGGCGGUCGCCUGAGUCCCGGAGCCUUUAUCCCUCAGUGUGACUCUGACGGACGGUACCGACCACUGCAGUGUCACGGCUCCACUGGACAUUGUUGGUGUGUGGACAGUAGGGGACAGGAGAGAGGAGGAACUAGGACACCACCUGGUACAGCACCCAUAGACUGUGACAAACCAGAGCAUCCUAAAACUCACUGUGAACACCACAGAGACAGUGUUCAGACUACCAGUCCUGAGGGAUAUCCUAUUGUCGGAACUUAUGUACCCCAAUGUGAUGCUAAUGGACAGUACAUACCUUUGCAGUGUCAUGGCUCCACUGGAUAUUGCUGGUGUGUGGAAAAUAACGGACAGGAGAGAGCCGGAACAAGAACACCACCUGGUACAACACCCACAGACUGUGACAGACCAGAUGAACCAGAGCGUCCUAAAACUCACUGUGAGCGCCACAGAGACAGUGUUCAGACUACCAGUCCAGAGGGAUAUCCUAUUGUUGGAGCCUAUGUACCCCAAUGUGAUGCUAAUGGCCAGUACAGACCAUUACAAUGUCAUGGUUCCACCGGACAUUGUUGGUGUGUGGACAUUAGGGGUCAAGAGAGGGCAGGAACCAGGACACUACCUGGUACACAACCCAAAGACUGUGACAGACCAGAUGAGCCAGAGCAUCCUAAAACUCACUGUGAACACCACAGAGACAGUGUUCAGACUACCAGUCCAGAGGGAUAUCCUAUUAUUGGAGUCUAUGUACCCCAAUGUGAUGCUAGUGGACAAUACUCACCACUGCAGUGCCAUGGCUCAACUGGACAUUGCUGGUGUGUAGACGGUCAGGGACAGGAAAGAGCGGGAACCAGGACAUCACCUGGGGCACCACCUACAGACUGUGACAAACCAGAUGAACCAGAGCGUCCUAAAACUCACUGUGAGCACCACAGAGACAGGGUACAGACUAUCAGUCCAGAGGGAUAUCCUAUUCUUGGAGCCUAUGUACCCCAGUGCGAUGCAAAUGGACAAUACAAAGCUCAACAGUGCCACAGUUCCACUGGACAUUGUUGGUGUGUGGACAGUAGGGGGCAGGAGAGAGCAGGAACCAGGACUCCACCUGGAACACCACAUGUAGACUGUGACAGACCAGAUGAACCAGAGCGUCCUAAAACCUACUGUGAGCACCACAGAGAUAGCGUACAGACUACCAGUCCAGAGGGACAUCCUAUUAGAGGAGUGUUUGUACCCCAGUGUGACGUAAAUGGACAAUACAAAGCUCAACAGUGUCACAGUUCCACUGGACAUUGUUGGUGUGUGGACAGCAGGGGGCAGGAGAGAGCAGGAACCAGGACUCCUCCUGGAACACCACGUGUAGACUGUGACAGACCAGAUGAACCAGAGCGUCCUAAAACUCACUGUGAGCACCACAGAGACAGAGCACAGACUACAAGUUCAGAAGGACAUCCUAUAGCUGGAGCCUAUGUACCCCAAUGUGAUGCUAAUGGGCAGUACACACCUCAACAGUGCCACGGUUCCACUGGACAUUGUUGGUGUGUGGACGGUAGGGGAGAGGAGAGAAGAGGAACCAGGACUCCACCUGGAACACCACGUGUAGACUGUGACAGACCAGAUGAACCAGAGCGUCCUAAAACUCACUGUGAGCACCAAAGAGACAGAGCACAGACUACAAGUUCAGAAGGACAUCCUAUAGCUGGAGCCUAUGUACCCCAAUGUGAUGCUAAUGGACAGUACACACCUAGACAGUGCCACGGUUCCACUGGACAUUGUUGGUGUGUGGACGGUAGGGGACAGGAGAGAAGAGGAACCAGGACUCCACCUGGGACACCACGUGUAGACUGUGACAGACCAGAUGAACCAGAGCGUCCUAAAACUCACUGUGAGCACAACAGAGACAGUGUUCAGACUACAAGUUCAGAAGGACGUCCUAUAGCUGGAGCCUAUGUACCCCAAUGUGAUGCUAAUGGGCAGUACACACCUAGACAGUGCCACGGUUCCACUGGACAUUGUUGGUGUGUGGACGGUACGGGACAGGAGAGAAGAGGAACCAGGACUCCACCUGGAACACCACGUGUAGACUGUGACAGACCAGAUGAACCAGAGCGUCCUAAAACUCACUGUGAGCACCACAGAGACAGAGCACAGACUACAAGUUCAGAAGGACAUCCUAUAGUUGGAGCCUAUGUACCCCAAUGUGAUGCUAAUGGACAGUACACACCUAGACAGUGCCACGGUUCCACUGGACAUUGUUGGUGUGUGGACGGUAGGGGACAGGAGAGAAGAGGAACCAGGACUCCACCUGGGACACCACGUGUAGACUGUGACAGACCAGAUGAACCAGAGCGUCCUAAAACUCACUGUGAGCACCACAGAGACAGAGCACAGACUACAAGUUCAGAAGGACAUCCUAUAGUUGGAGCCUAUGUACCCCAAUGUGAUGCUAAUGGACAGUACACACCUAGACAGUGCCAUGGUUCCACUGGACAUUGUUGGUGUGUGGACGGUAGGGGACAGGAGAGAAGAGGAACCAGGACUCCACCUGGGACACCACGUGUAGACUGUGACAGACCAGAUGAACCAGAGCGUCCUAAAACUCACUGUGAGCACCAAAGAGACAGUGUUCAGACUACAAGUUCAGAAGGACGUCCUAUAGCUGGAGCCUAUGUACCCCAAUGUGAUGCUAAUGGACAGUACACACCUAGACAGUGCCACGGUUCCACUGGACAUUGUUGGUGUGUGGACGGUAGGGGACAGGUGAGAAGAGGAACCAGGACUCCACCUGGGACACCACGUGUAGACUGUGACAGACCAGAUGAACCAGAGCGUCCUAAAACUCACUGUGAGCACAACAGAGACAGUGUUCAGACUACAAGUUCAGAAGGACGUCCUAUAGCUGGAGCCUAUGUACCCCAAUGUGAUGCUAAUGGGCAGUACACACCUAGACAGUGCCACGGUUCCACUGGACAUUGUUGGUGUGUGGACGGUACGGGACAGGAGAGAAGAGGAACCAGGACUCCACCUGGAACACCACGUGUAGACUGUGACAGACCAGAUGAACCAGAGCGUCCUAAAACUCACUGUGAGCACCACAGAGACAGAGCACAGACUACAAGUUCAGAAGGACAUCCUAUAGCUGGAGCCUAUGUACCCCAAUGUGAUGCUAAUGGACAGUACACACCUCAACAGUGCCAUGGUUCCACUGGACAUUGUUGGUGUGUGGACGGUAGGGGACAGGAGAGAAGAGGAACCAGGACUCCACCUGGGACACCACGUGUAGACUGUGACAGACCAGAUGAACCAGAGCGUCCUAAAACUCACUGUGAGCACCAAAGAGACAGUGUUCAGACUACAAGUUCAGAAGGACGUCCUAUAGCUGGAGCCUAUGUACCCCAAUGUGAUGCUAAUGGGCAGUACACACCUAGACAGUGUCACGGUUCCACUGGACAUUGUUGGUGUGUGGACGGUACGGGACAGGAGAGAAGAGGAACCAGGACUCCACCUGGAACACCACGUGUAGACUGUGACAGAUCAGUCCCUGUGCCUCCGACCCAACGCCCUGAGAGUGUUUGUGAGCGCUGGAGGGCCAGUUUGAUUGAGCACUAUGGUGGAAAACCAGAGGCGCAACAAUAUGUACCUCAGUGCGAGCCAGAUGGACAAUUCAGUCCAGUCCAGUGCUACGGAGAGACCACUUACUGCUGGUGUGUGGACCAGGACGGGCGGGAAGUUCCUGGUACCCGAUCACACGAUGUUGUCAAGCCUGCGUGCCUUCCUUCAGUGGCCCCACCCACUGUGCGCCCAUUGCCCCGCCCAGACGUGACCCCUCUGACAAACACUGACGUCACACUGCUGUACGCACAGGGACAGAAAAUAGGAGCGCUGCCUCUCAACGGGACCAGACUAGACGCAGCCCGGUCCAAAACACUACUGACUCUGCAUGGUUCCAUAGUUGUUGGUAUAGCCCAUGACUGCAAGGAGAACCGAGUCUAUUGGACAGAUUUGUCUGCAAGAACAAUCAACAGAGCGUCGAUGGCACCUGGAGCCGAGCCUGAGAUACUCGUUAACACAAAUCUGGUCAGUCCGGAGGGUUUGGCGGUGGACGUCAAACGUAGGUUGAUGUUCUGGGUGGACUCCAACCCUGACAUGAUAGAAAGCGCCAACCUGGACGGCAGCGGGAGGCGGACGCUGUUUAACACAGACUUGGUCAACCCCCGGGCCAUCAUAGUGGACUCUUACACCGGAACCCUCUUUUGGACAGAUUGGAACCGAGAGGCUCCUAAGAUCGAGAGUUCGUCAGUGGACGGUCACAACCGCAGGGUGGUGGUAUCUGACGGGAUUGGUUUGCCAAACGCGCUCACGUAUGACUCUUCUUCAGGGCAAGUGUGCUGGGCCGACGCAGGUACAAAACGUUUAGAGUGUGUAUCCCCGGAUGGUUCAGGUCGACGAGUGAUCCACUCCAGCCUCAACUACCCUUUCAGCAUGGUCUACUACAGGAACCACUUCUAUUACACUGACUGGAGGAGGGAUGGCGUGAUCGCAGUGAGUAAAGUAAGCAGUCAGUUCACUGAUGAAUACCUGCCUGACCAACGCUCUCACUUGUACGGCAUCGCCAUAGCAACCAGCCACUGUCUAUCAGGGAGCCACUAACAACGGACAGGCAGCCGCAUGGUUCUUUUGGUGCUAAAGUUCUGGGGUGAUUACUGAUCAGAGGGCAGGGCCACCCUGAAGUGCGAGCAAGAUGGCUUCCUGUUGCCAGAUCGACCAUCAGAACAAAUUACAACCCCUCCACUCACCCUGACCCCAACACCCUUAUCUCACCUAAAGAUGUAACCCCCACAAUAAAUGUUUUGUAAAUUUGUUUUAUACCUCAUUUUUGGUUGUUUUUUUAUUCUACUGUAUUUUUGUACGCGAGUUGUUUUUCUAUCAAUUUAAAAGUUACAGAACAAUGAAAUCAGAUUUUAAAAUGUAUUUGAGUGUAGGUUUUCUGUUCUUUAAAGCCAAAGAAGAAUAUGAAGAGCUUUAAAACAGGUUGAGCCAAAAUUCAGCAGAGCAGCAGAUUUAUUUUUGGUCAGCAGGCCAGGGUGGCUUUUGAAUUCAGUGUAAUUAUUCUUCAUUCAUUAAAACACUUCAAAGGACUAGUUAAAUGUUUUGGGAAAUGUGUUAAUUGCUUUCUUGCCAAGAGUUAGACGAGAAGAUUGGUACCACACGUCUGUACAAUAUGAAGCUACAACAAAGAGACGGUUAGCUUUGACAUGGGUAUAAACAGCUAGCUAGCUCUGUCAAAAGCAUGAAUGUCUAAUGAAUCUAUAAUCCCAAAGGUACAAGCACAUCUAAAAGCUCACUAAUUAACAUUUUAUCUUGUUUAAUCUACAAAAACUGUCAUUUUAAGGGGAGUUAUCAGCUGUUUGUUGGCAGUUAGCCAGGCUAACGGUUUCCUCUUGUUUUCAGUCUUUAUGCUAGGCUAAACUAAGCUGAUCAUUUCCCGGGCAUAGCUUAAUAUUUAGCGUAAAGAUACGAGAUCAGUCUUCUCAUUUAACUUUACAUGAAGUGUAUUUCCCAAAAUGUCGAACUAUGACGACAAAUAAAGACAAACGGAUGUAUUUUUUAUUUUUCUAAUUCCAUAAAAUCAUAGCCAUUGCUAAGUGAUACAAAUAAUUUUUGUUAUUAGAUUACUGUAAUCUAUGUCCCUCUGCCCUAUGCCACGCUCGGAUCACAGUGACUACAGUCCUGCCAUAUUUCUCUGCACUACUAAUCUGUAUUUCACACAUGAUGAAAUGUUACCUUCUUUUUUUGCCAAUUUUUUUACUACUACUACUUUUUAAAUCUUUAUCUUUUUAUAAGAUGUGAUAUUUAUAACAAUAAAAUGUGAUUUGGUAA
Molecule: messenger RNA, 8579 nt
Organism: Micropterus salmoides (largemouth bass)
Lineage: Eukaryota; Metazoa; Chordata; Actinopteri; Centrarchiformes; Centrarchidae
Gene: nid2a
Product: nidogen 2a (osteonidogen)
Exons: 56
Coding region: 75-7349 (2424 amino acids)
Biological process (GO): cell-matrix adhesion
Cellular component (GO): basement membrane
Molecular function (GO): calcium ion binding
Source: RefSeq, a predicted model, not a curated record